Messenger RNA from Staurois parvus, 261 nucleotides. Lineage: Eukaryota; Metazoa; Chordata; Amphibia; Anura; Ranidae. The record is from the annotation of a GenBank genome assembly.
CUGGCGGCACUGGUGGGUUGCACUGCUGGGCACUGGUGGGCACUGCUGGGUGGCACUGCUGGGCACAGGUGGGUGGCACUGCUGGGCACUUGUGGGCGGAACUGGUGGGUGGCACUGCUAGGCACCAAUCAUCAGGGCAGUGAUCAUCAGUGCCCUGCUGAUCGAAGUCGAUCCCCGCUCUGACAACUGCUGGUUCUCGGCAGUACUUUCCUCAGGCUCUGACAGCGUGAGGAAAGUGCAGCUGAGAACCGGCAAUUGCAU